Messenger RNA from Podarcis lilfordi (Lilford's wall lizard), 14295 nucleotides. The record is from the annotation of a GenBank genome assembly. Lineage: Eukaryota; Metazoa; Chordata; Lepidosauria; Squamata; Lacertidae.
GACAGAGGCCCCGCCCUCUUCCGCCAACGCAAGGCCGAGAGCAGGACAUCUGCGAAGCGCCCGGGCGGUGCUAUGAGCGCCCGCCCGCCCUCCUGUUGCUUGCACAACCCGGCUGCUAGUUAACCGGCUGCAAGCAUGGUAAGUUAGAGAAGGUGCUUUCUUGUUGCAGGUUCUUUGCACGGUGGCUUGCAAAGCUAGCUUAAGAGAUCCCUCCUGGUGCAAAAGCGGCGGAGGCACUGAGGGAGGUGGAGCCGCUCAGGUGAAAUAGGUGGACGAGUUAAUGCAUAAGCCAAGUUAAACGCCCUGCCCUUCUUUAAAGGAGGGGUGGGGCGGGAGGAAGGGUUUUUUGUGUGUGUGCUUAGGCUCAAGACUCGAAGAUGGGGAGAAUCCCAAUGUCUUAAGGUGAUACUCUCUUUUGCAUUUCAACGGAUCUCUCUGAAAGCUGUAGUAUUUCUACGGCUACGACGGUUGUACUCUUGUUAGGCACACGGCCAGUCAUAAAAUACGGUGGUUUGGCGUCCUAUAAGAACCGUGGCACCUUUGAACCCAGCAGAGCAAGGGGAUGGGCAGUGGGGGGAGGGAUGGAGAGACCGUCUGGCAUUUUCUGUUUUUAGCUAGGGGGUGAGGAGGGACUAGCCAGGUUUUUUCCCCCAGGUGAAGCCUCCAGAGGGGCGCCAUUGAGGUUCCCAGCAUGUGUGUAUAUGCGCGCACAAAUGCAUGGGUGAAAUAAAGCCUAAUUUUGUCCCUGGCUAGGUGUAAAUAUUGCUUUAAGAGCCUUCAGCCUUGAGAUUGCUGCUCCUGUUUUUGGGAGGGACUGAAGCAGACAGGUGAAAGAGGCAUUGAAAUCAGCCUUUCCCAGCUUUGGGUACCCAGAUGUUGUGGGAUUCUGUUGUUGUUUAGUCAUUUAGUCGUGUCCAACUCUUCGUGACCCCAUGGACCAGAGCACGCCAGGCCCUCCUGUCUUCCACUGCCUCCCACAGUUUGGUCAAACUCAUGCUGGUAGCUUCGAGAACACUAUCCAACCAUCUCGUCCUCUGUCGUCCCCUUCUCCUUGUGCUCUCCAUCUUUCCCAACAUCAGGGUCUUUUCCAGGGAGUCUUCUCUUCUCAUGAGGUGGCCAAAGUAUUGGAGCCUCAGCUUCAGGAUCUGUCCUUCCAGUGAGCACUCAGGGAUGAUUUCCUUAAGAAUGGAGAGGUGGGACUCUAACUCCCAUCAACCCUGACCACUGGUCUUGCUAGCUAGUUGGGAUGAUGGGAGUUGUAGUAAAAAAAAAUCUAGGUACCCAAGCUUGGAAACAUCUGGUUUAAAGCACACACACCCUCCCAAAAAAGGACUCUGGGAACUGUUGUUUGCCCCUUAUAGAGCUUCAAUUCCCUGUAUCUUUAAACUACAGUUCCCAGGAUUCUUGGGGGGGAUGUGUGCUUUAAAUGGAUGGUGCAUACACAGUCAAUGUUUCAUGUGUGAGUUUUGGGGGAGUGGAGGAUGUUGUUGCCUUUUGGGUAAUACAUUUUGCAACUUUUGCCAUCCCCAGCUGAAGCUUGAAAGGGAGUUGCUAUACCUUUUUAAGUUCCAAGUAAGUAGACAAAGUAACUUCUGUUGUAUGCCUGAAUUAGCUUUUCAUGCAUCUGUUGUUUAUAACUGGGUCCAGGAAGUUAGAAAAUUGCAUUUGUUGGUGUGACGUUCCCCCUUAAAUGCUUUUGGCAGUCUGCUGUAAUGAGAAGCAUGUGAACUUUAAUGGUUUGUGGAAAGCAUGUGGAAAGCGUUUUUUGUUUCCUAUGUUGGAGAGGAAAGGGGGGAAAGCACAUCAGAUUUGUGAGGCAUUAAACAUACACACCCACAGCCUAGGACUCAUGGUCAGAAGCAUUAGAUAGGGGAAGCAAGCUGACAAGAGGCAUGAUACUCAGUGGGUAAGGAAAUGGUUAAAGCUAGUGGCUGUCAACACCAAGGAUGAAGAAUCCUAGUAACAGGUUUACUCAUAAGCCUGCAAACUAAAGUAAAACAUCAUAGGUUGGGACCAGUUGUGUUGAUGUUCCACUGCAAUCAACAGGGCUUGAGUUAGUCAUGACUAACUUAAGCUCUACUGACAGCAGUGGGACCUAAAUGCAACUCAUGCAGUUUGGAACCAACCCUUUGCGACCUUUAUAAAUAGACAAUUGCCAAAUGAAUUGGAAGCUGUUUACUUUAGGACCUAAUUACAAGCAGCAAAGGGAUUGCUAGUGGAUACCUUGUUCAGACUUACCACAAAUGCAUGCUAUCCAGAUAUUCUGGACCUUGGCUGCUCUCUCCGUUCCUAACUGUUGGCCAAACUGUCUAGGGGUAAUGGGAAGAGGUGUCCCACCAGCAUCUGCAGACUUAAGGUUGAAGGACACUGUUCUCUACCCAUCAUUUGUGUCUUCUGAAUGUCUUCAUGCUGGAUGCCUGCCAUUUUUAACAGUGGCACAACCUCACAGACCCUGCACAGGGAUGGGGAACUUGCUGAACUCCAGCUCCCAUCAGCCCCAGUCAACAUGGCCAGUGAUCAAGGAUGAUGGGAGAUGGGGUCCAACAAGAUGCUGCAGGUUCUCCAUCCCUGCCUUAGCAGGUGAGGCCUUCUCUAGGCUUGUCUAUAUGACUUCUGUAUGCAUCCUUGAUGGAUGUAAUCUCUCUCCAUUUCUGGGCAGCAUCUGAAAGUUGGGCAAAGCCUGCCAAAUUAAGUGUGCUAGGAAGAGAAUGUUGUCUUCAAACUGAAUAGAUGAAAUCAAGGAGUGUCACUUUAAAAUCCCAUUCUUGCAUUGUAUGGCGAGGUUGCGUAAUUAAAGUGUUGAUUUGUUUAACCUAUAAAAGGGUGGUUCAGUCCCUCUUUUUCCCCCAUGGAAAGAAGUGUUUUUCUCCAUAAGACUGAAAAGAAUUGAUUUAUCCUUGCUUAGUCAUCACUACCUUAUCUUGUUGUUUUUUUGUCAUGGUCCGGGAUUUGCAAGAGUUGUGGCACAAUCCCACUCCCAGAGACGUAUCCCUUUCAGGAGUGGAGAGUGCUUUUUGCAGUUGCCUUACCUGAAUUUGUUUUUAGCCUUCCAUUAAUUGCUGGAGUACUAACCACUUCCAAGGAUAAAGUGGAAGAACCGCACCAGUGUGUGCUGCCUUGACAGCACCGACAUCCAUCUUAAAACUGAAUGCGAGCUCUUGAAACAUCCAUUCACAUGAUAGAGGUGAACCCCUGUUUUCCUUUUCUCUGGUCAGUUGCCUCCUCCCUUCUAGCAGGCGGUUAUUGGAAGAGCAAAAAGCAGUGGGCUCCGGCAGCCUCCCUUCCUCCUGUCCCUUCUCCUUUAUUGUUGCUAAGAUACCUUGUGCCAGCUUAUCUACUGAUCUCACUCAAAGGGCAAAGGCUGGAGCUUUAUUGCACUGAGCAGUGUUUACUCAGUGCAGCUGCACUUCAGCAAAACAAUUGGCUGAGAUGAAAAUGGGAAGAAACCCCUUUGAGUGACUCCCUGAAUAUUCCCUGCGGGGUGUAGGGGUGAGGGUCCUGAGACCCUGCAGAUACUGUUGGACUGGAAACUCCCAUCAUACCUGACUGGUUGGGGCUGGCAGGAGUUGGUAGUCCGAAACAUCUGGAGGGUGCCAGAUUGAGGAAAGGCUGUUCAUAGUCCUCCGUGAGCUUGCUGUUUUACAGUAGGGUGGCUCUCUAAUGGUUGCUGAAGUGAAUCUCCAACCAUACCUGACCACUGGUCAUCCUGGUGGGAGCUAAGGGGAAUAAAACAACAUCUGGAGGAUCAAAGGAAAGCCCCCCUCUUUUGGGGAUUCCAGCCUUGUGAAGGUUUCUCUUCCUCAAACUCAGCCCUCCAUAUGUUUUGAGACUACAGUUCCCAUCAUCCCUGACCACUGGUCCUGCUAGCUAGGGAUCAUGGGAGUUGUAGGCCAAAAACAUCUGGAGGGCCGAGGUUGAGGAAGCCUGCUCUACACACUAGCAGUGUGAGUUACCUCAUACACAACAGAAGCCUCAAGAACCGCAUAUACAUGUAUGUGUGUGUGUUUAUAUAUGACCAGAGUCUUGAACAAUCCACAUCUUCAGCUGGUUUGUAAGAUGGUCAAAGCAGGAACCUACCAGGCACCGCCUUAAUGAUGCUUCCCUGAUCUAAUAUGAAUACUGUUUUCAUAGAAUUGCAAAGUUGGAAGGGUCCCUGAGGUUCAUCUGGUCCAACCCCCUGCAAUUCAGUAAUAUGAAGCUGUCCCAUAUGGGGAUCAAACCUGUGACCAUCAUCAGUCAUCAGAACCAUGCUCUAACCAACUGAGCUAUUCACAAAAGCUUCUUUGUUGUCCUUUUAAGAAACCACAGUGGCGUCUAGUCCAAGCAAAUUGCCCUAACGGGAAAGACAGGCUAAUUACACAAAUAGUUGAUAUUCAGUUAUAAAACAAUGUAGAGUAAGCCCACAACUUAUGCAAGUUUAACUUGUGCACAUUCAGCCUUGGUUGCUUGGCAAAAACAAAUUCUUUGCUGUGUUUUAGUUGUUGAAAAGCACAACCCACCAGCAUAGUGCUGUCAACUCAUGGAUUCUGGUACUUUAGGGCAAGUGGGCACUGCCCUGCCAACCUCAGUUGGUCCAAAGCCAGCCCCCAGCCCCACCCUCUUAACUGCCUUCCUACUUGCAGGGAUGAAAUUGCCUGCCAGCUUCCUCCACCUCAGCAUCCAUCUUGCCCUUAGAGAACUCUGCAGAGAUGAGGAAGUGGUCCAAGCUAGAACGUGUUGACUCUGCCUGUCCUAGGCACCACCCCCACCCCCACCCCCUUUGGUGCUCUGCUAGCCCCUGUUCUAGAAUGGAGCCCAUCAAUGCAUGGGGGGACUGACGACAAAAAAACGAAAAGGCUUUACAAAAGGAAACAGGUUGGCAAGGCUUCUACAGCCUUGUUAAAUGUUCCAAAAUGUAUAAAAGUUUAUUGGAAUGGUCAGUUAAAGACGAGGAGGUAAAAUCCGUCAUGAUAAAGUGGGCAAGAGAUCUAGUUCACAACAUGUUAUACUAUUAAGGAAAACUAUAUGAAGAUCUUCUACCAUUGGUACAUAACACCGAGUAAAUUAGCAAUAAUGGACAAAAAUAAUUCAGACCAGUGUUGGAAACACAAGGAGGUGGGAUCAAUGUAUCCUGUUUGGGGGACCUGUAAAAGAAUGAGGGAAUUUUAAUUUAUAAUGAGUUGAAAAAGAUGUUCAAAAUUUCAAUUUCCCCAAAACCUUAGGCAUUUCUUUUAGGGAUAAUUGGGAGGGAGAUUCCAAGAGACUUAAAGAAACUAUUCAUGUAUGCCACCACAGCGGUGAGCGUUUUGAUUGCACAGAAUGGGAAAGUGAAACCAUACCAUUAAAAAAAAAAGAUUGGCUGAUUAAACUGAUGGAAUAUGCUGAGAUGGACAAACUGACACGGCAGAUAAGGGAUCAAGUGAAACAAAAAAAUAGUAAAGAUUGGAAUAUAUUUCAACAAUACCUGAUAGACCACUGCAGAGCACUAAAAAUUUUGACUGGUUUAGGUUAACUCUUGUAAUGGGAAACAUUAAAUAGUAAUGAAAAGGUUUGUUACCACUAACCUAGCUUUAUUAUGAUACGCACUCAACCAAGAACUUUAAAAGACCCAAGUAAGAAGGGCAGGGAAGUCAGAGGUAAUUAGAAUAUCAAAGAAUCAAAGGAACAAGAAUAUAUCUUUAUUUUUCUUUAUUAUGAUUUAGAAUUACAUGUUUAUCAAUAAGAAAACUGAAAUUUUUCGUUGUGAUUUCAUGUUGAGAAAGCAUUUCUGUUGUAAAAAAAAACUAAUAAAGAUGAAUUAGCAAAAAAUAAAAGUUCCCUAGCUAGCAUCCCUCCUCUUCUGCAAAAAUAAAACAUAAAAAAUGGAGACUACUUUUGAGUAGGUGCCUUGUGGAUCUACAGUCCCACCAGCAAUUAGCACAGGAUGGGAAUAGCUGGCAAGCAGCAAGUAUGAUACAAAUAGUAGGCAGUGGGCUGUGUUGGGACACACAGUCUCAUGACCUUAUAAAAGACCUUGCAAGGCUAUGGCUUGGCAAAGGCUGAUUGUGCCUCCUGCUGAUGACACUGCCUUACAUAAGCCAGCCUAUCCUUGGAUCGCCAUGGAUUGGGAAGCUUGUUCUUGCAUAAUAAUGGUGUGGUUUUUCUCCUCCUUCCCUCCACCCCAGCAGUAAUAGCAGUUACAUAAAAUAUUACCCAAAGUGUUUUGAUUUAUUAUCCAAAUUCUGGUUCAAACAAAAUCUGCUGCAGACUGGGGAGGGGUUCAUUGCAUUAGAGAGCCUGCUUCCAAUAAGUUACUGUGCUAUGGACAACAGUACUGGCUGUUCCCGAUUUGCCGCUCUCUGUCCCUCCCAAUAUCCAGGCAGUUUAAACGGCAGAACAAAGUAAUGCAAUAGCUUUUAACCAUUAACCACAAACAGCCUGGUUAAUGUGUAGCAGUGUUUCUCUCCCCCCAUCCCCCUUCACUGGGAGCCAGCGUGGUGUAGUGGUUAAGGGCGGUGGACUUGUAAUCUGGUGAACCGGGUUUGAUUCCCCGCUCCUCCACAUGCAGCUGCUGGGUGACCUUGGGCUAGUCACACUUCUCUGAAGUCUCUCAGUCCCACUCACCUCACAGAGCGUUUGUUGUGGGGGAGGAAGGGAAAGGAGAUUGUUAACCACUUUGAGACUCCUCAGGGUAGUGAUAAAUUAGCAGGAUAUCAAAUCCAAAGUCGUCGUCUUCUCUCUUCAUAUAAACAUGGGUGCUUCCUAUUUCCCAGAGAAUAGCCGCAUGCUUUAAGAAAAGCUUUCCCAAAGACAGAAAAUGCACUGCACCCCAACAGCGCACAUGAUGUGACGUUGGAGGCAUGCGUUGUGGUGCAAUUUAGGAGAGCGUCUAAUCAAAGACACCAACUGCAUGACGCAAAAAACCAAAUUGAUAGCAACUUGUUGACAGUGAAAACGCCUAAAAUCAGGAUUCUGUUGCUAGUGUUGCUCUUUUCUCUAGAUUCCAGGUAAAGUUGCCAAGCAGUGUGUACCGUUGUGUCUUCGAAUCGGUGGUGCUCUUGUUCAUAAGCCCUAGGUGUAUAGCCUAGUGUAGCUGCCAAGACAGAGCCCAGUGAGUAGGGGAUACAGAAGGGCUUGCAAUUUAGCUUGUUGGCCAAAGGAUGGGUUCAAACACCUGGACUUCAACUCCUAUAAGUACUAGAGAGCAUGGCCAUUGGCCAGGGGUGAUGGGAGCUUUGUCCAACAACACCUGGAGAGCUCCAUUCCUCACCUCUACUGUAGGUAACAUAUACACUGGGCUGUUCCUAAUGGCAUAUUACAAUUUUUUUGUGGGGUUUCCCACAAAGAAAGAAAAAAAAUGUAGCAAGACCCAAACGUUGUGAGUGGUAGUUGAAAGUGGGGCAAACAUCUUGUCAGAUGUUCUCACCCAGAUGGUUCAAUUGAUCCAAAAUAACUCUGAAACAAGUGAAGUAUGAACACCUUACCCCAGGCAUGGCCACACUUGGCCCCCCAGAUGUUUUAGGACUACAACUCCCAUCAUCCCUAGCUAACAGGACCAGCGGUCAGGGAUGAUGGGAAUUGUAGUCCCAAAACAUCUGGAGGGCCAAGUGUGGCCAUGCCUGCCUUACCCUAUCAAACGGCUCGUGGACAAAUCCCUUUCCACACCUGACCUGCUCCGACGGACGUUCUUUGGUUGCUCAUCUGUUGCUCAGCUACAAGUCAAAGUCUACUUGCAUGCAUGGAACAAAUCACCCUCUGAGCUUUCGGUCCGAAUUACUUUUUCAAAAUGGAGAGUUCAGAUGUUUUGCUUUGUCGUUCGCUGAUGUGCGCACUAGUUUGUUUCUUCUUCCAAGACCGAUUGUCCUGCUUUCCGCCCCAGUUGAGAGUGUGCAUUCCAAAUGAAGCUUGUAUUACGAAGUUCUGAAGGUGAUCUUAAAGCUCUUGUGGCAGUUCCAUUUUCUCUCUCUCUUGUUGUUUUUCCUAGGCGGGAAAAGCCCACAGACUAAGCGGCGAAGAGAGAGAACAACUGCUGCCCAAUCUCAGAGCUGUUGGAUGGAAUGAGGUGGAGGGUAGAGAUGCCAUUUACAAGGAGUUCCACUUCAAGGAUUUCAAUCGGGUACAAAGAAUAAUAAUAUCCCCGCAUCGUAGUUCUUUUGUCUGCAUUUUAUUUUAGGGAAGCUCAAGGAGGUUUAUCUUCCCGCCGGAGUGGUACCUAUUUAUCUACUUGCACUUUGAUGUGCUUUCGAACUGCUAGGUGGGCAGGAGCAUGGACCGAACAACGGGAGCUCACCCCGUCGUGGGGAUUCGAACCACCAACCUUCUGAUCGGCAAAUCCUAGGCUCUGUGGUUUAACCCACAGCGCCACCCACGUCCCCACCCCUCAGGGUAAUAGCUUAACUUAAAUGCAGUUUAAGCCUCCCCUUCUCUACCAAAUUAUUACAUUGUGUACAGUACUGUGGUGUCAAUGACUGUCCAUUCUUUUAAACUCUGUAAGAGUCAAUGACAAGCUUGUGCAGAGAGAAAUGAGUAUUGGUUGAUAUUUAUGAAGUUCAUCAUGUGCGAACUUCCAUGUGUGUGUUUUCCUAACUCACUCUUUGCAUCUCGUGAGCAGGCCUUUGGAUUUAUGACCAGAGUUGCUCUGCAGGCAGAAAAACUGGACCACCACCCUGAAUGGUUCAAUGUCUACAACAAGGUAAGAGAGAACAGUUGGCUGUCCAAGCUUAGACAAAGCGGUCUGCGGCUGCAAUCUUAUAAUAUACACCCUUCACCUGGGAGUAAGCCCCGCUGAGCUCAACGAGGCUAACAUUUUGAGUAGACAUGAGUAGGAUUGAGCUGCAUGUGAUUAAAUGCUACUGGCUUAAGAUCAAGAUAACCAAAUGUGCUUUCCAUCUCCCCAAUUCCCAUUGUGUUUCCCUCCCCCCUUAAGCAUGUACCAUUGAGGAGCCUAGGAGAGGGGUGUUAACCCUCCCUCCAAAAUGUCACCUACCAGCUACAUUUUACCCCUGCCAGCCAACUUGGGCCUGUCCUCUUCCUUUCAAAGGUAUGGUAUUCUGCAGCGCCUUGACAGGGGGCAGUUAGAAAUCCAGGAAGCUGCCUUAGACAGAGCCAGAAGAUGGGUGCAACUUAGCUCAGUAUAGUCUACCCUUGACUGGCAGCAGCUGUCCAGGUGUCAGGCAUGGGGCCUUCCCAGCCCCAGCUGCAAAUGCCAGGGACUUAUGCUGCAAACAAGUCAGAUUCUCUACUACUGAACUACAGUCCUCUGCCUGGGUAAACAACUCUUCCUUUUCCAAUGCAAAAGAAGGGGAAGGAACCACUAGGGCUUUGCUAUAUAUGCCUAUAGCGUACUGUAAUUCAUAGUCUUCCUCUUAGGCUGCAUAAAGGGAGGAUCGUGUCUCUUGGCCAGGGCAUCAGUAUUUCUUUUUUCCACUUUAAAAUCAGUGUUUCGCCAGCAGUUAAGAAGCAACAGAGCUCUUUAGAAUUCCCCUAGAUCCAAAGUGGAUCCUUCUAAUGUAUGUGGCAUAGAUGAAGCCAGAGCUUUCCAAACACUGUGUUGGCUGCAGUGUGUAGGUGUGUUGCGCCAACGCUCCCCAUGCUCCUCCCGGGGCCGGAAAGGGGUUAGUUCACUAGUAAAAACUGAACUACUGUGUCACGAAAUGAUGCAAAACUGAAUUAUACCGUGCUCUGAAAUGAUGCACGUCUAAAAGGCGUGUCACCAACAUCAAAAGUUCUGGAUUAAGCCUUAAGUUGUGCUGGUGUACUCUCUGGGGCCGAAAGUAAGAGAUACUUCGUACAGCGGUACUAAACUUUUAAAAUGUGCCCUACUUCUCUAGGGUGCUUGCAAACUUGAUGUGCUUCCUGUAUUCCCACUCAGCAUGAUGACUACAUUUUUAUUUUAUUUUUUGUAUUUGUAGGUUCACAUAACCUUGAGCACCCAUGAGUGUGGAGGCUUAUCGGAGCGGGAUAUCAACUUGGCCAGCUUCAUAGAGCAAGUGGCAAACACACUGGCUUAGAAUCGGCCACCCUUGCCAUCUACAGUCUUCGGUUGACCAAGGCAAUGCCAAGGGAGAAGUGUGAGAUGUUGAUGCAAAUAGUUUUUAUCCAGUUGCUGACAAAGCCUUAGUAUUAGCCCAGUGCAUGAUGGUACCCUGUCAUUUUAAAAAUCCAUGCCAUUGCAUUAUUUUGCCUCUUAGAAUUCAGUGUUGCUACUCCGUAGUCUGUUCAAGCAGUAUUAUACCAGCACAGUAAAAAACUACCUUUGGGGUAGGCGAGAUACCGUCCAAAACUGGUUUGAAGUCCAUAUCGUGAUAUCCGUUUCAUAAUUUUUGACCUGCCGAUAUAUCGUGAAUCAUGGUGUAUGUUUGUGCUAUGCAAAAAUCACAUUGUGGGGACAACCGUGAAGCCAGCCAGUGCCUCUACAUAGCUCCAUCCUUUAUUUCAGACAUCGUGAUAUAUCGGUCUAUUGCAGUGUUUUUAGCUGGUGAUAAAACCAGGUAUCGCCCAGGCCUGCCUGUGAUACAGUUACAGUCAACCUGGCUUGUGACUUAAGCAGUUUACAAUAAACCUAACAUCUGUCCCGUUACCCGAGUCUUACCUUCUUUCUGCUGAAGGGCAUAUUCUAGAACACCAAUGAGCAGACUGAACUCAAACCAGGCAUUUUCUCUACCAGGGCACGAUAAAUGAUUGCAUGCUUUUUGAGAAAAGAAAGGUGUGUGUGUGUGUGUGUGUGUGUGGGAUUUUGAGGCAAGCCUGCCACCUUAUCCAGCAUCCUAUUGGGUGGAGGAAGGGCACAGGACUGCCCUCCAUUGCCAUGUCCUCUUUUCAGCUUUACAGUUACUUCAAUGAGCAUAAUUAAAUGGUUAGAGUGUCGACCUGGGAGAGCAGGGUUCAAUUCUCUACUCGGCCAUGAUGCUCACUGGAUGACCUUGGACCAGCUACCAUCUCUUAGCCUAACUUACCUCACAGGGUGGUUGUGAGGGUGAAAUGGGAAGGAGGAACCAUGUACACCACCUCGAGAUCCUUGGAAGAAAAAGCUGGCAUAUAAAUGUAAUAAAAAUGUCUCUCAAGUUUGAGGUGGGUGGGGUAGGGAACUAGGAUGACUUUCGGAUCCAAACCAUUUCCUAGAAUGUCCCAUUUCUAGUUGUACCAUGAGAGAAGGGAGAGAAGUCCCUUGAGAGGUCCAAGCUGUGAUGUCAGGAGAACAGAUCUAGUCUAUGCUCUGGCCCCUGGGACCAUAGGAUUGCACCCUUCAGUAAACAUCAUCUGUGAGUGUUUGUCUCAAAUACAGUGGUACCUUGGUUCCCAAACGGCUUAGUUGUCGAACAAAUUGACUCUCAAACCCAGAAAUGUUUCGGUUUGCGAACGUUUUUCGGAAGCUGAACGUCCUCUGCAGCUUCCGAUUGGGUGCAGGAAGCUUCUGCAGCCUAUUGAAAGCCACGCCUUGGUUGCUGAAUGGUUUCAGGAGUCGAAUGGACUGCCUGAAUGGAUUAAGUUUGAGAACCAAGAUACCACUAUACAGUGGUACCUCGGGUUAACUACUUAAUUCGUUCCGGAGGUCCGUUCUUAACAUGAAGCACCACUUUAGCUAAUGGGGCCUCCCACUGCUGCCGCGCCACCGCUGCGCGAUUUCUGUUCUCAUCCUGAAGCAAAGUUCUUAACCCGAGGUAAUAUUUCUGGGUUAGCGGAGUCUGUAACCUGAAGCAUCUGUAACCUGAGACAUAUUUAACUCGAGGUACCACUGUACCUGAAAAGGAAAAUGGAAUGUACUCUUACAUUUUACAUUUUUGUAAAACCAAGUUAAAAACAAAUUUGGCAGCAGACCUGCAUUUGUAAUAAUACUUGAUAAUUUGUGGAAGGCUGUACAAUACUUUGGAAGGAAAGGCCCCAAUAGGUGAGUACUUACUCUCUUAAUUUGAAAAAAGUUUACUGGUGAAUGCAGCUCUACAUUUAAAAAUCUUAUCUGCUAAAUGGAAAAGUCAUCCCAACAAUAUGAAAAACACAACUAUUUUUUUCUGCCCUAGAAAUUUUUUAUUUUAAACCUGGAAUUGUAUACAUGAUGCAUGAUAAAGUAAACAUGGAUUAUGCGUUCAAAAUAAAAUAGUACCGAGACAGUAUCCUACAGGAUAAUUUUUUUAAAAAGUGGUAUGCAAACACAUGUUCGACUUCCUGAUUGGACUGCAAAACCCAACUCAUUUCUUGCAGAAACUGACAAGAGUUUCAUUCCACUCUAAAACAUAAUCAGAACUACUUGAAACACAUUUCUGGGUGAAUUAUGCACAAGGAUGUUAUGGUCAAAUGUUUCCCUUUCUUAAACAAUGCAGAACUGUCAACUUGGUGAACAGCACACAGUAAUAAGUUAUCAUGAGUUCUGUACAAGUCCAAGUUGUAUGCAAAGCAUUCUGGUUGGACUGGCUAGAUUUAAAACUAAUUCAGAAAGAUGGCUAUGGAGGGCUAAGCCAAUAUUCCCAAUAGUCAAAAGGGAACAUGUCCCGCGGAACAAAUCAAGCCACAAAAAGGAUUCUGUCAUAAUGGCGGAAAACAAUGUGCUUCACAAAUCUACAAUUCUGUAAAUUCACAUUUGUGCUUCCUUCAAAGGAAGCACUGCUACCAAGUAGGAGGUAAUGAAAUAUUUCAUGAGACUAACCCAGUGAAGUACUUAGUGCUGUAUCAAAAUGGCUCAAGUCCCAACUGAAAACUCUGCUUUCAGCCUCACUUCAAGCCUUGGAAGAAGCUACUGGUGCCUGCUUUUCUCAGCUUUGCGCAGGAAUUAUAGCUGUUUUCUAAAAGCAAACUGUAUACAAUCAGAAUACAAGUUACCACUCCUCCUAGUCAGCAGGUAGCCCAAAACACAGUUGUGAAGUCCUGUUCUACCUAUAAAUAGGAACGGGGAGAGGAAUGUUUUCAUUAUACCUGAGGCUGAUUCACCACUGAGGUUGCUUUCAGUGUAGUACCACAAAAGAGUUGAUCACCUGUUGACUGACGGUAUUCAGCUCCCUUCCUGGGCUUCCCAGGGGGAAUGCUAUCAACAUUAAGGCAAACCUGUGAGUGCUCUUUUUAGAAAUGUGCCUUACAGUCAACGCAGCACAAACAAAGCCAAACGGAGUCCGCUAUUGUAAGAUUACAUUUAAAAUGAAACAAAAAGUUGAUGUUAGUGCUCUCCACUUUUAUAAAAGCUCACAACCAGUUGCAGGAAGGAGAGCAGAGCUCUGGACUUCUCAAAAUCCAAUUCUGGCACCUAGGAAUCGCAAAAUCGCUUUCUAACACUGCUGAGAGUGCAUUAUUUUAAGCCAGAGCAAAACAUUCAGAUAACUGAAUAAGUGUGUUGCCCUUGAAGCUGUUCCACAGAUAUGCCACAACUCAAUAGGGCUGUGGGUGGCACUGUAAAAAAAUCCAGGGAAAGAGGAAAGCAGCAAGAUUGUACCAUGGGAGAAAUGAACAGUUAAGUACCUCAUAUCUCCCUUUCAGAGCAAAUCCCACACUUGGUGAAUUGGAAAAAACAAACAAACGAGUUUCUCCUUUCUCCUCUUCCAACACUUUCAGUUCUUUUCCCAUGGCUCAUCAUUCAGCACAAACAGACAAAGAAGCCAAGCAGGAGGAAGGAAAGGAAUGUAUAGAUUCUGAACACCUGAGAAUGAGGGGAGUAGAAUGGAGUUGCAGUGGCCAUAAAUAUAGCUGUUCUGUUGAAGACUAGUAGUAGCAGCAGUGAGCAAGUGUGAAGAAACACAAGGAGUUAGUAUUAGAAAGAAAGGGGGGAGGGAAACCACUUGACUCUGAAAACUCACAUAAGCAAAAUGGUGAACAGAGCCGAUGCUUAUCAGAAAGAGAGAUGGGACAAGAACAGAGAUCAAGCUGCCAUAUGAUCUGCAGGAGGACCAACAUUCCCUUCCCCUGGAAUUCUUUAGAAUACCAUCCAUCAGCGGACAAGGCACACAGAAUCAGUGGUGGCCUGGAGACCCAUUCACAUGUGCUUCAGACGAAGGAGACAUUUCCGUGCUGUACAGGCAGUCCAAGUAAGCACCAGCAAUCUCUGAAAUCAUAUUCCUGUCGGGGAUGGCUUGGGCCAUGCCAUAGAUAGCACCCUAUAAAAGUCAAAACAAAAAGAAAAGUCAGUAAACGCGUCCAAGCUUUUUUUUUUUUUUGCAAACGUAAGACGCUCCUGCUGAAAUUCAAACCAAAGCAUCCCCUUUGAAUUUGAGGGUCGUCUUACCAGGCCAGUGGUCUUGCCCUUGGGGAACUUCAUGAGAUCAUGGACACAUUCUUUGAUGUCGCUCAGCAGCUGUUCAACCACCCCAGGCUUCGUGUGCACUUGGGUUAAGCAAAAAUGAAUACUAGGGAAGGAGA